AUGGAAGUAGAAAGAAGUGCCUCUUAUAAGGAUUUUAGGAAGUUUGUUGCAUCUGUCUUGAAAGAAGUGAACUCUGAUGUUUUUCCAUAUGUUCAAACAUCUUUGACAAAAGAUCCAAGCCCUAACAAUGACUCAAGUGAAAAAGCAGAGGAAAAUUUUCCUAAUCAUGCUGCUCAUAAGGGAAGAAGUAAAAAUAAAGUUGAGCUUGUUGUCAAUGUUGAAGAACUUACUUCUGAUGAAGAACCCCUUACAAACAUUGUUACUCCUAGUAUUGCCAAGAUAUUACAUAGACAUAAAGGAAAGACUAUUUCUUUUGAAGAUUCUCCCUCUAGGGAAGUAAAGAGAAAAGCUGGUGGGUUGAAAGGUACUCCUUCUAGAAGCUUCAUAGGAAAAUCUCUUGAUGUCCAUGACAUCACCCCUAUAAAAAUAUCUGCUAACAAGAAAUCUCAUGAUACUAGGUCCAAAGCUCCACUGGACAAUGCUUCUUUACAUUUUGUGAAGAAUUCAGAAAGGUGGAAGUAUGUCAUUCAGAGAAGGGUGGCUCUAGAAAGGGAAUUGGGGAAGGAUGCCCUUAAGUGUAAUGAGGUCAUGGAACUGAUAGAAUUUGCUGGGCUAAUGAAAACUGUCACACACUUUGGACCUUGUUAUGAAAACUUAGUAAAGGAGUUUGUGGUGACUAUCCCUGAUGGAUAUGAUGAUAAGAUGAGUGUUGACUAUGGUAAAGUUUAUGUGAGAGGAAAUGUUAUAACAUUCUCCCCAACUGUGAUCAAUAAAUUUCUAGGAAGAAUAGAUGAACCUCAGGUUGAGCUGGGAGUUACUGAUGAUCAGGUGUGCAAAGAGAUCACGGCCAAGCAGGUUAGACAUUGGACAAACAAAGGGAAGUUAUCUGCUGGAACUCAUGUCCCAGACAUUGUUAUGACAUCCUCUCAGACACCUGGCCUUGCCACCUCCAAGAAGAGUGUCUUUGCUCAGCUGAAGGACACAUGUAAAGAGCUGGAGGACUCCAUCAGAUCUAACACUACUACAAAGAUUAAACUGGAGACAUUGAUGAAGGCUAUGAUGGAAGAGGAGAAUAAGGAAUCUGUAUAUAAUGGUGAUGCUAAUGAAGGAAAUGAUGAUGAGGAUUAUGCUGGUGAAGAUGAUGCUGAUAAAGAGAAAUAA
Molecule: messenger RNA, 1161 nt
Organism: Lathyrus oleraceus (garden pea)
Lineage: Eukaryota; Viridiplantae; Streptophyta; Magnoliopsida; Fabales; Fabaceae
Exons: 3
Coding region: 1-1161 (386 amino acids)
Source: RefSeq, a predicted model, not a curated record